This is a messenger RNA of Camellia sinensis, 1195 nucleotides long. It is a transcript of the gene PDE329, whose product is annotated as calcium homeostasis regulator. The record is from RefSeq and is a predicted model, not a curated record. Gene Ontology annotation, biological process: photosystem I assembly. NCBI's taxonomy places the organism in Eukaryota, Viridiplantae, Streptophyta, Magnoliopsida, Ericales, Theaceae.
AGGCCAAUAUUAAGCCACUAUAAAAAUCUCCCUCCACCAUCAACCAUGGUGGUUGUGACAUACCCUUCUUCUUCUUCUUCUUCCCUCCACACCCAAACCUCUACAAACCCACCACCCCAUCUCAAACCCUCCCCACCUUCUCUCCUCUACCUCCACCAAAUCUCCAGAAUCCCCACCAGACCCAGCACCCACAAACCAUCAAAUUCCAAUGGGGUUCUCUCUAUUAAGGCUUACAUGGAGGACACAAACUCUGUCUCUGGUUUUGCCAGGAAGGUGAUUGGUUCGCUCCCUGUUGUUGGUCUGGUAGCCAGAAUCUUGAGCGAUGAAGGCGGUCUCGGUGGCGACACCAUUGACUUCGCAGAGUUUCGAAGGAGGGUUGGGAAGAAAUGCUCAGUCACUGAUUCCAGAGCCUUCUAUGAAUUCAAAGAUCGCCGAGGCAGGUCAGGGGAUCCAUUGUAUGUCUUGCUAUCGUGUUGGUUAGCGGCAGUGGGUGCUGGUUUGCUGAAAUCUGAGGAAAUUUUGGAGGGUGUGUCGAGGCUUCGGUUAUCAAAUGACAUUGAGUUUGAAGAGGAGAAUUUUAUUUCCAUGAUGAAUGAAGCAAAAGAGAAGCGAGCAAAGCUAAACAUACCUACCCCUACUGUUUCAAUGGAGGUUCGAGCUAAGAAAGCCCUUGAAGCUAUUUAUGUUUGCUGCUUUGGCAAAGAUCCUAUUGAAGAAGAAGAUGAGAGAUUAUUAUGUAUCAUGCUUAAUGCCGUUUUUCCCUCCGUUGGGCUACAAGAGAUGACAAGAAUUGUAAAAGAAAAGGCAAGAAAAGUCGCAGAAGGCAGUGAAGAAGACCAAGUUCCAGAGCCAAAGCCGUUAUCUAAAGAAGCUGUACAGCUGCAAAUGAAGGACCUCCAAUUUCUCAAACAAAACAGUGAGACUUAAAAAGGGUUCACCUUUCUUGGUACACGAUGAAAUUUUGAAGUGCUGAGGAAACUCAAAGGAAUUCCUUGUAUUGUGUAUGGUGCACCACAAAGUGGAACCAAGAAGGUAAUUAGAGAACCCACAUUACUAUAUGUAUGAAACCCUGUAAGGUUGUUACUUUGUUUGAGCUAUAACUAACCACUUCUCCAAGUGAUUAACUCUUAUCUGUCCAUUUCUAUACUCGGUUCUGUGAUUGGAAUCAUAAUGUCUGAUUACUGUUUUCAUUUUU